Mercurialis annua (annual mercury) is the source of this 1049-nucleotide messenger RNA. RefSeq lists its product as uncharacterized. The record is from RefSeq and is a predicted model, not a curated record. The transcript is spliced from 3 exons. The coding region runs from base 1 to 441 and encodes 146 amino acids. Lineage: Eukaryota; Viridiplantae; Streptophyta; Magnoliopsida; Malpighiales; Euphorbiaceae.
AUGGGGUCUCCUUUUGCUCGGUGUCUUUUAUUAUCACCAACUGCCGUGUCUCUUCAUUUUUCCUCUUAUAUAAAUCCUUUUAAAAAAAUCCUUUGGAAAAAUCUUUUCGCCUAUCUAAUUUCUUUUUCUUUGCACCUCUGUUUUUCUGAUUUCAUUUCAAGUGCCUUUUCGGAUUAUCUUCCUGCAUUUGCGUUUUGCUGCCGUGGGUGGUUCCUUUUCACACUGCUGAUCGUUCUUCUGCCAUUUUUCCAGACUUCAAUAGCUGCUUCAAUAAGUUCAAGUGGAGACGAAGACUCAGAAUUGGCGAGGCUGCUUCCCUCGAUCUUCUUCAGCAGCAGCUCAAUUCAUUCUCUUUUUCUCAGCAGCGAGACAUGGUUCUCUGGUUACGCAAAGAUGGGUUCUCAGCAGCGAGCUUUAAUUCACUUCAUGCCUCUAGUUUGAAUGAUAACUGUGACAGAUUUGUGUGUAUUCUAUGGAAGCACAAGCUCCCACCUCGCUUACAGUUUUUCGUUUGGUUACUUCAUUGAGGCUGCCUCACCUCGAAAGAAUUCCUGUUUUGCCGUAAGUUGCUUCCUCCGGAUCAACGGUUUUGCCAUCAUAGUUCUAAAAUUGAAACAAGUUUGCAUAUUGUUGUUUCUUGCUCGAUAGCUUGGAGAUUUUGGUCUUCUUUUCUCAACAAAAUUGGGGUCUCGACUUGGACGUUUCCAGGUGACAUUUCUAGCUUCUACUAUCAAUGGAUGGAUUUAGCUAAUAUGAAGUAUAAAAAGCUUUGGGCAACCAUUUGGUUCUUUGGCAUUAGGGAGAGUUGGAAAGCAAGAAAUAUGCAAGUUUCAGAAUGAAUUAACGGAUUAUAAAGAUUUACUUUGGCUUUGUAUUAAUAAAGGGGUGAUUCAUUAUAAAUAUCACAACCCUCGGUUCUUUUUUGGUAGUAAUGAUGUAUUCCGGUGUUUAGAUUUCUUUUUGAAAUUCUAGAUUCCGUUUCUUUUGCCUUCCGCUUCUUGUGGAAGAGCUAAUAUAAUUAUCAUUUAACAAAAAAAAGUGUAAAUUAA